Molecule: messenger RNA, 11359 nt
Organism: Diorhabda carinulata
Lineage: Eukaryota; Metazoa; Arthropoda; Insecta; Coleoptera; Chrysomelidae
Gene: sei
Product: potassium voltage-gated channel subfamily H member 6
Exons: 25
Coding region: 479-4264 (1261 amino acids)
Biological process (GO): potassium ion transmembrane transport; membrane repolarization during action potential
Cellular component (GO): membrane
Molecular function (GO): inward rectifier potassium channel activity
Source: RefSeq, a predicted model, not a curated record
GCACGCGUUCAGAUGUUUUACACCGACUAGUUUCCACAACCUACUGUGAUAAUGAGAUAAACACGGCUUAAAGCAACGAAAAACUAAAUUAUUAUCGUGUAAAUCAUAAAUUUGAAGUGACAGUGGCCGCUUAUAUGCAAAAAUAAGAUUAAAUGCCGCUAAUUUUGCCUUAAUAAUGCCUUAUUUUUGUUUUCAAUGAAAAGUUUUCAUCGCCUAGCUAAAUUUUUACAUUGCUUACAUCAGUGUGUAUUGUUAUAAAUAUAUGGGUCAGUCUUGAAAAGUGCCAUUUUUGGAUUUUAAAAAUAUGAAAUGAUUCAAUUUUAUUGACUGACCCAUACUUACUACAAUAUAAGUAGUGGAACAACGAUAUAAAAACCUGAAAACAGUGGAUUUUUUAAAAUAUAUAUGUAGGUGUGCAAUAAUGGAGAACCCGCAACAAUUUUGUAAUUCCUCAUGAUUUUUUAUAAAGUUUGUUGAUAUGCCAGUUAGAAGAGGGUUGGUAGCACCUAGAACUACACUUAUUGAAACAAUCAUAAGAAAGUUUGAUACUGACAAUCGUUCAUUUUUGGUAGCUAACAGCAGAGAAGGACAAUGUCACAUAAUAUAUUGUUCAGACGGCUUUUGUCGAUUGACGGGAUAUUCCAGAGCAGAAGUGAUGCAGCGUCCGGCUUCAUGCGAAUUUCUCUGCGGUCCUCUAACAUCACAACAGGCCGUCUCGAAUCUCAGGGAGGCCCUACAAGAUGGCGUCGAAAAACACGCGGAGAUAUUAUAUUAUCGGAAAGAUGGGACCAAGUUCCUAUGUUCAGAAGUGAUAGCUCCUAUAAGAAGCGAGGUGGAUGACAUAAGUCUCAUAAUAAUAAAUUUCGAAGAUUUAACCACGGUGCCAGCCUCGUCCUUAGAAAAUAGUCCCAUAGGGAAAAAUAGGUUAAGUAAAUUCGGAAGAGCCCGAGCUUCAUUUCGUCAAAGCUUGAGGCUAGGAUCAAACAUUCGAGGUAGGGGAUUAAGACUUGCAGGCUAUCUAACUCCACCCAGUGACGUCACUGCCGCCGAAGAGGAAGAAGACAGGUUGGAGCAAUGUCCUUUGACGUCAAGUGCUCCAGUACCAAUCUUAGAACAGACAUGGGUUUCGAAAACAGAUGUGCCCACGAUCCCUUUAUCAACUACCAUCCCUUCAACAGCUCAAAUAAAAGACUAUACAUCAUUGACGAUAUCACAUAGCGCCCCAGCUAGUCAUCAGGCUUCCUUCGAGAGAGGGGAGAGUAUCGAAAGGACUAGACCCCAUCACUCCAUGAAUACUAGUAACAAUAACAGUAGUAGUAGUAAUAGGCAACAUCACAUCAUACAGAACAAAGUAUCGCAUGCUACCAGUUUAGAUGCCAUAGCUAGAAGACAGUGCUUUAAAACUGGAUACCCUACAGUUAGCAUUUCAAAUAAACCUCAAUUAAGUAAGCAAUUUCCCAACGUUUCUUCAGAAAGUGAUCUUCAAAGAUACAGAACACAUGGUGAUAGGAAAAGUCCAAGUUUAUCAAACCCUACGGAGUCCAUGAAGCAGAAGGUUUGUCCACAAUUCUCUUUUCAAGAUAAUGGCUCAGCGAAAUAUUUUCAAAGUGGAAUUCAUACUCCAAAAAUGGGUGAGAAAGUAGCUCAGGUACUUUCUUUGGGCGCUGAUGUCCUUCCUGAAUACAAACUUCAGAAUCCCAGAAUACACAACUAUACUAUCCUCCACUAUUCUCCUUUUAAAGCUGUUUGGGACUGGAUUAUACUCAUUUUGGUAAUCUAUACCGCAAUUUUUACUCCAUACGUCGCUGCUUUUUUAUUAGGAGAACCGGAUUUUAAUAAUAGAAAAAACAAGAAGUACAGCGAAGAUCCUAUUGUUAUUAUUGAUCUCAUUGUUGAUGUAACGUUUAUAGUGGACAUUUUAAUAAAUUUUCGCACAACCUACGUAACGGGAAAUGAUGAAGUUGUAUCAGAUCCAGUGAAAAUAGCUUUCCACUAUUUGAAAGGAUGGUUUCUUAUAGAUCUUGUAGCGGCAGUUCCUUUCGACCUCUUGUUUUUCGGCUCCAAUACAGAUGAAUUGGGCUUGGAUAAAGACGAGACAACCACAUUAAUUGGACUGUUGAAAACUGCUCGACUUUUGAGAUUGGUCAGAGUUGCUAGAAAAAUCGAUAGGUAUUCAGAAUAUGGAGCUGCGGUUCUUCUACUCCUUAUGGCUACGUUUGCGCUCAUAGCACACUGGAUGGCAUGUAUUUGGUAUGCUAUUGGAAAUGCAGAGAGACCUAUGUUGCCUGCAAGAAUCGGUUGGUUGGAUAUUUUGGCCAACGAUACUCAACAGUAUUAUUUACCUAAUAACACUGGAGGUCCUAGUAUACGAAGCAGAUACGUAACAGCACUAUAUUUCACUUUCACUUCACUUACAAGUGUGGGGUUUGGAAACGUAGCUCCAAACACAGAUGCUGAAAAAAUUUUUACUAUUUGUGUGAUGUUAGCAGGAUCUCUAAUGUAUGCCAGCAUCUUCGGAAACGUUUCGGCAAUCAUUCAACGUUUAUAUUCAGGUACAGCGAGAUAUCAUACUCAGAUGUUAAGAGUAAGAGAGUUUAUUCGAUUUCAUCAAAUCCCGAAUCCCCUCCGGCAACGCUUAGAAGAAUAUUUCCAACAUGCCUGGACGUAUACGAAUGGAAUUGACAUGAACUCUGUAUUAAAAGGCUUUCCAGAGUGUCUACAAGCUGAUAUUUGUUUACAUUUGAAUAGAAAUUUGUUACAGAAUUGUAGUGUCUUCGAUGGAGCAAGUCCAGGCUGUUUGAGAGCUCUUUCUUUGAAGUUCAAAACUACACAUGCCCCACCGGGGGACACAUUGGUACAUCGCGGCGAUGUUCUUACGUCGCUUUAUUUCAUAUCAAGAGGUUCAAUAGAAAUAUUAAAAGAUGAUAUUGUUAUGGCAAUUUUAGGUAAAUUUGAUAUUUUUGGAGAAAAUCCUUGUUUACAUCCCACAUUGGGAAAGUCUGAAUGCAACGUUCGAGCCCUGACCUACUGUGAUCUACAUAAAAUCCAUAGGGACGAUCUGUUAGACGUUUUAGAACUCUAUCCGGAGUUCUAUACUCAUUUUUUGAAUAAUUUAGAAAUAACUUUUAAUUUAAGAGAUGAUGAUCAAGCUGGAGUUGUUCCUAGGAGAUCAUUUUAUCCUAAAGACAAAGAGAAUCGCUAUUUUCGUGGGGUUCCCUCUGCCAGAUCUAACGGACUUUCAAGUCGUGGAAACUCAAUGAAUGGGAGGCAAGAAUCCCAAUAUAGUGAUGAGUCUGAAUCAGGGCACGGUAUUCUAGAAUUUUCCACAGAUAAAGCGGGCCAGGACGUAACUCCAUUAAACUUAGACUUUGGAGAAGAGAAGAGAAGAUCAUCAACUUUAAAUUCAAUAACAGGCAUGCUAUCUCAACUUAAAAGAAGUAUUCCAGAUCUAAGGUUACACAAAACACACCAGCCACUAAUAGCACAGUCCACUCCUCCCUCCAGCCAUAGGAUACGCACAAUACGAAGACAGUCAUCUAUAGGAGCGUACCAUCAUCAAGAGCCCACGAUUACCACGACACACCAUCAAAAUGCUCCACAACAGUCGCAACACAUUUCUGGGCCUCUAUCUAGCAGUACUAGUUAUUAUACAAAUAGUCCUAGCCCGCCACAUGUGACUGAUGCGAAUGGAAAAAAUGUCCAAGAAACACUGAUACCGUUAGAGUCAACAACAACCUCCAUACAUCUUCAACAACAUUCCACUGUAGAAACAUUAACGUAUUCGGAUAAUUUAGUUAUAAGCAGGAGUCUUCUCGAGCAUAUCAACAACAAAUUAGAUCACCUCACAAAACGCGUUAAUUCAUUGGAAACGACACUAGGAGCCGAUAUGAAAAUGAUAUUGUCACUGUUGGAGACUAAACAGCAGCCUAGUAGUAGCGAAGAUUCGACUGUUAAACAAGAGAUGCCUGAAUAUGAAAACGUAGCAAUAGAUCCCAGUAGAACUAGAUAUACAUUUCAAAGAUCAGUUAGUGAACCAAAGCCAAUAUCAAAAAAUCAUCAUUCCCAAGCUCUUCAUAGGUUUGCAUCAUUUAAUAAAGCUUUUGAUUUCGAAAAAGGACCUGAGCCUUGUUGGGCGGAAUGUCUAAUAUCAAAAGAUAAAGAAAAAGAAAAAGAGGACAAACCCGCUCCAAUAGCUAAAUUGGAAUCUUUGGACGAAUUAGAUCUGGAAUCUCCUCUGGACAGUCCAAAAAAACCAAAAAAAUAGCCUAGUUGUUUCUAAACUAUAUUGUUUUUUUUUAAAUUGAUGAAUAUACAUAUUAUACAUAUGGAUUAAAACAUGUUGUCGGAAAUGGUCGAGUUAUAUUCAAACUGAUAUGUUUCCAAUAUUUGGAACGAGCUUUUAUAGACUGUUGAUUAAUAUAUUGUUGUACAUUAAUGAAAACAGUGAGAUAUAUAAUAAAUAAUUUCCCGUAUAUUUAAGGACAAACACGAACUUUGUUUAUUAAUACAAAAAAUUAUAAAUAUUUUCAAUAUAAUCAGGUUUGUUAUCAAAUUUAAAAAAAUUAACUGACCUUGGUAUAUAUUUUUAAUUGAAAUUGCUUUUACAAAAGCUUAUGGUGAAUCUAUUAUCGAAAUCAGUAAGAAUAUGGUCGAAAAUCAAUGGAAUGCAAUGGAAUUUCGUCAAUUCUGAAAUAAAGAAAACUGAGAUGAUUAUUUAGACACUACGAUCGUUCACCAUCUCACCACAAAAUUAUUAUCGUGGUAAAAAUCCUAUGGAAAACCCGUAAUGUACUAUAAAAACAGACAAAAAACUGAAGGAAUAGUUAUAAUUAUUAUUAAUGUUGCUAUUAACUCCCUAAUUUUUCAAAAUCUGUAGAUACUAGUAGUAGUUAGAUUAUGUUUAUAAAUCAUCUUGAUUUUAGCCGUCUUCUGAUUUAAAAUUAGUUUUUUUUCAUAAUUUUUUAAAAACAUAUAAUCAGAAUAAAAUGUAUAUUUAGUCAUAUAAUAAAUAUAUUUUAUUUUGAUAAUGUUAAGAAAAGCUCGUGAAAUGGGUCCUUAUGAUGGCCCUGUCCAGCUACAAGGGAAUUUUUGAAAUUUGGUUAAUUCGCGUUGCCUGUUUCAUAUGUUUUUUCUAUAAAUGACGGACGAGCCUUUGAUGAACUUUUUAUUAUAGAAGUUGUUUUAUUACAGAAUUUCUUUAAAAUAAUUUCUAGAAAAGUCUAUUUAUUUAGUUUCUUUUUGCUCUAUAACUUUGUAGAAUUCUAUUUGUGGCAGUUUAUGUAGCGCAGUAAUUGAUCCCACUUCUAAUGGAAUGGUUUUCGUAUUUAUCAAUACUAUUUCUAUUCGUGGGGUGAAUUAAUAAACACUGUUUCUUACAUUCUUUAUUUAUUUACACGCUACACGAGUACAGUACACUCAACUUAUAAUAAUUUACUUAUUAAUAUCACUUAAAUAAUUUCUGCGAUCACUUUUACUAAUUUGUUAUUCUCACUCCGAUUAUUUAUUGAAAACUAACCACCUGCGCUACAUAAACUACUAAAAAUAGAAUUCUAUAAAGUUCCAGAACAAAAAGAAACACAAGAAAUAAAUAACUAUACUUUCCUAGAAAUUAUUUAAAAGAAAUACUAUAAUAAACCUCCUUCUAUAAUAAAAACUUCAUCAAAGGCGCGUCCGACAUUUAUAAAAAAAUAGAUCAAAGGCGCCGCGCGAUUACGCCGAUUAAAAUCCCAUUGUAUUUGGACAGGGUCACCCUAAAGACCCAUUUCGCAAGCUUGUUCGUAACAAUAAAAACUGAAAGUAGUCAAAACGUAAAAUUUUUUUUGUCUCAAAAAUUAUAGAAAAAAAACUGAUAUUAAGAAAAAAGAUCUAAAAUCAAGACGAUUUAGGAACAUAAACAUAUAUAAAAGAUCUAAGAAAUUAAAAUAGUAGUUAGUUAUAUAUAUAUAUAGCUUAUAACCUUAUACCCUAGGCUGGAAAUUCUUUCUCAUGAAGUAGUAUUUGGCCUCAGUUAAAGUAUAUACAACUGAUACUCAGCUGAAAUAAACAAUUAAUAUUUAAAUUUACCUUUAUACGAAUCGAUAAUUAAAAAUGGAGAACAAGGUGAACAACUUGUACUAAAUUGUAGAAAAUUAACAAACAUAAUCCUAAAAAUCAAUAUAAAUCAAUAUAAAUCAAUAAAAAAAGUCUUGGCAAUAAAAUAUUUAUCAAAAAAUCGCACUCACUGCAUAUUUAGAAUCAAGCAGUUAGAUGGUAUGAACAGUAAGCUUAUAUAUAUUAUGCUAAAUAUAAAAAACGGAAAAUUAGUCAGAGAAGGCUGAGUUGCUACUUUCAGCUAUGUUGUAGCCAAUGGUUAUUGGUCCAGUGGUUGGUAGUCUAGCAGCGACUUGCAUUGCCGAUGUAUGUGUGACCCAGCAGCUGCAGUGAUGUGGUAAAAAUACAAUAAGAAUCGAGAAUACGGGGUGAAUAAAAAAAGGAAGGGUCAGAUGAAAUAGAUCUAGAUACAUGAUAAGUAGAGUUAUAUUAUAAAAACAUAACUUACCAGAGAAGAGGAAUCUUAAAAUAAAAUUCUUCUACUUACAUAGAUUCAAUUGAAGUGGAAAAUCAAGGAAUUACUUUGUUAUGGAAGUGACUAUACAACAAAAGUGACUACCAGUACAAUAACUAUUAAUUAAUGUAAUAGAAAUAAUAUUAAGGAUUAAACGCAACUCACAUGAAAAAUCAUACAAAUUAACAUGUUCGUCAUACAGUAAACUUAUAAUAGAUUGGAAAUCUAAUGAUGGAUAUCAGCUGUCUUACCUCCCUUUAUGUUAACCCUAGUAAUUGGAAAUUAUUUAGACAAAUUUAAUAAGUAAUGCACUAAUAUUUCUCACUAAAUCAUUAUUUUUACUUAGGAUUUACCUUCAUUCUAGUUUAAUUCAACAACUUGUUCACUUGUAUCAACGAAAUGUUACAAGACCAGCUUAAUUUGGGAAAAUUUAGUACUACAGCAGCAUUUCAACCAUACUGUACUAUUUAAACUUUGAUGGAGAUAUUGGGAGAACUAUAACAUAUAACAUUUUUUAAGGAUUUAAAAAAAAAGUAUCAAAUUUGAUCAAUUUCAUAACAAAGUUCAUUAUAUUUCUUGAAAAAUGAAAUACCUAUAAUAUAAAAUCAGUAGCAAAGAAAAAUCUAUGGAAAUUGGGGGAAGCCGUUUCAGAAAUAAUUGAUAAAACUAAUAGUUAUUAUUAAUAUUAAAAAAUAUUGUUAAAAUUUCGAUGCAUUACAGCUUACGUUAAUGAGGAAAUGUUAUAAAUAUUAUACCAAGGUCAAACAGUUCAUCUUAUUUUAUAUAAAAAUAGUAUUAUAAAUAUAAUAUUUCAACAUUCCAUUACUAUAAAAUGUGAUAUUUUCAACUAACAUACUUAUUAAAAUGCAUGUAUAUAUAAUCAAAUCAAUUGCAGUUAAAAAUCACAAUGUAAAGAUUAUCUUUCAGUCGGAAUUACGGGAUAAAGAUAAUAAACACAAGAGACGUCCACUGAAAUUUCAUUUACAUAAAUCUGCCUACUUCAAAACUUCUAAUUGUCAAAUUUUCAAUCAUACUCAACAUAGGCCCAUCCAUCAUUGUUUUGUAAAGAGAAAUCAAAAUAUCUCAAAAAAUAAUAAUUUUAGACAUAUGAUAUGCUCGAAAAAAAGUUUGCUAGUGAUAAUUUUCGAUACUCAUUUGAAAAAAGAAAAAGAAAAUAAUGUAUUAGUAUUUCGAUUCACCCUGUAUUAGGUUUAAUGAAUAUUAACGAAAUAAAUAAUUUUCCAAAAUUUUUACUACUAUGGCCGCAACAAAUCUUGAUUCUCUAAUUUUUCUUACAUUUUACAGGGCUUUGAACUUGUUGCGAUUUUUAUGGAAAAUUGGUCAUAACAUUCUAGAUACUCCGUAGAGCACAUCACAACUCUAUAUUAUUGUAUUGGGAAAGUCAAGCUGAUUCGGAAGAUGCAUUAAAAUAUAGGGUGUUUAAUUUUUAAAGAAUGUAAAUUUGAUAUUGCACAGUAUUCUGGAACAGAUUGAAAAUUAUUUUAAAAAGUUGAGACUCUUGAUUGCUAUAAUCCCUUAAAUUUCCAAAUUGAUGUCUCAAAGGACAAAGAAGGUACUAAAAUUAAUCAAACUAAUCAAUCACCCUGUAUAACCAACUAAUACGAAUAUUUUCAAAUAUUACCAUUAUUUUUAAAUGCUUCAUGCAUUGUGGAACUGAGCUUUGCUUAAUAAUUUAAAUGGAAAAUAUUAAGCAUGAAAUUAUGAAAAAACAAUAUUUCAAGUUCAAUUGUUUAAUUUUAAAUAAACAUAUUGGAGUGAAAUUUCAUGAAGACAACAAAUGUUGCAUGAAAUAAUUGAUAAGUUUUCUGUAAGCUCCGGAGAAAUGGUUAUAUACUGGACUAAUAAUAAUCUUAAAAUUAAAUCAAGAUAACAACAGAAGGGGGACAGUAGAGACACUUCCCUCCUCAAACAUUAAAACUUUAAUCAUGAAUUUUUUCAAGUUUUCGUUUAUACCUAAUUUUAAUAAGAGAUAAAUAGGUCGUUAAACAUGGUAGUACGUAAAUGUAACAGUCUCUGACAUGGAUCCCUUUAAUUGUCUCUAGCACUUUAACGUAAUAGCUAUGUUGUUUGAAUUAUUAUUUUCUAAAUUCAUAAUAACACUAACUAGUCAGGCAUUCACUUAUUUUUCUUUUAGACGUAUUAAAAAUAAGCAAAAUAAACCCUGGUCCACUGAAGGUUUACGUAUAUCUGCAAAGAACAUGUGAUCCUUAUCUCACCUCGGAUAGUGUCUUUAAAAAUUACUUUAAACUAUACAGAAUAUCAUAAUAGCAAUAAAAACUACCAAGGAUAUUUAUCAGGAUAUUGUUCUGGAUUGUUCGACAGGAACUGUACUCAACCUCUUUUACAUGACAGCUUUCAGCAUCUGAUACUGAGAAUAUAUAGUUAAACGUAGAUAAAUGUAAUUUGAAAAAACCAAAAACACGCUUUCAAAACACAUCAAAAUAAAAAAUUGAAAAUAUUUUUAAAAAAUAAGCUUAAAACAAUAUGAACGGAAAAUAUUAUAUUUUUCACAAUAAUACUUGAAUUUUAGAGGAAAAUUAUUAACGUUUUUUAAAUUUUAUCUAUUGUUAAAAAUAAAUCUGUUCUUUAAACUCUAGUCAUUAGUAUACUAAUAUAGCGUUACUAACCUAAGUUUUCCGUAACCUUUAUAUACUCCCCAUUUAAGCUCUUUAAGGGGUUUAUACGAGUAACAGAAAUAUUACGGUUACUAUCAUAUAUACAUUUAAGUUAUUUAAUGAAUUUACCGCAACUGUUAUAUAACAAAAAAUGUUUAUUGGGAUUAUAAAUCUCUAACAGAGGGCAGACAAUUGUGAAAUUUGUUUCGAUAUAAGAAGAAAAUUCGCAGUGUUAGUUUCUAAAACAUAUUUGCCGAAAAAGAAACUUUUUUUCACAGAGUGAACAGGAUUUAACCUACGAUCGGCGAAUUCGAAAGUUGACGCGUAAUUCCGCUCGGCAGACGAACGAAAUUAAAGAGGUGGGAUAUACUAACAGUAAUAAUUUCUAAGGAGAAUUACAAACAAUCAAAAAAGCUCACAAACCUACAUACAGGUGAAGCUAAUAUAAGCGUCUUAAAAAUUUUCGUUAUUUCAGAUAGUUAUGGUAAGCAUGAAAAUAGAGUAAAAUUUAUUAUAUUAUUCUCAGUAUAAAUUCGCCAACGCAAAAAUAUUUUCCAGCUGUCAAGUUUCUCUCUUUCAAUAAAGAAGUAAUAAGAUGGUUAUUUAUGAUACCUGUUGAAACCUUUUUGAGAUAACUGCGUGUCUAUGUUCAAUCAAUGAAUUUUUAUUUAUAAGCGGGGAUAAUAAAAAGGGAUAUGUGAUGUGAAUGAUGAAUUAAUAGACAAAGAUCCGAUUAUAUGUAAAACUACAUAAUACAAGAAAGAAUGAAAUUCAACUACCUUGAAGUAGCAAGGAGAAUUUAACAGGGGAAACAUGAACUCAAGCAUUAAAAGAUCAAGGUUCAAUAAAUAUUUGAAAGAAAUAAUAUAGAAGAAAACUUUAUGAUGAGUACACAAAGAAAAUUGACAAGCUAUUAAACAUGCAUUUUCUAUUCUCACUUAUGCAACGGAAACAAGAUAUUAGAGAACUUAAAAACAGAAACCAAAUACACGGAGACCACUAGACAUAGCACCAAAAAUAUGGUAUGAAAGCUGGAGCUUAACGUCUAAAGAAGAACUUAUGAUGCUAAAUAUUCGGAGUUAAGCAGCACAUAUUCCUGUUGAAAGAAGAAGAAGUCCCAGUCCUUGAAAACCUGUGAAUAACUUUUUAAUAACAGCUUCCCAAGGGCUUAAAUGGUUUCAUCGCCAGAUAUUCAUUUCCUGUGUUUCUAUAAAUACCGAUUUUUUGCAAUACUUUAUAGAGGUAACGUUGAGUUUGUGCAUUUGUCUGAGCAUGAUUAAUUAUAUCGCUGUCUUUGAAUGCAGAAAUUAUCUUGUUGAUAGUUGGAAUUUGUAAAUUUAUCCAAUUUAAUUACGUUUUUUGCAGCCUACAAUUCUAUAAACAAAGGACUAGGACAGUCCUGUCAUACUUUUAUGCCUACUUGGUGCUUUCGCUUGUGAAAAUAUCUUUCUUUACACACUCUCUGUUUGUAUUGGAAUCCUAAUUGUUUAAGACCACAUUUCAAUGCAUUUUCAUCGUGCCUGCUUAGAUGUCCAUCUUUAUUGGAUAGGUCCUGAGAAAUAUUCACCACAAUCACAUUGUAAAAGUAAAAAUAUAAUUGUUUGUCCUAUUUUUGCAAUAUUUGAAAAAUACCUGAAAUGUGUAAUAAGAAAAAACACAAACAGAUAUAAAAAUUUCAAUAAAUCAUAAGAAAAUCUAUGUUUUAUAUGGCUAUAGAAUAGUUAACUAAUUUUUUGACAUUUUUAGUUUGUUAGAGUUUAAUUAUAUUUGUACUAUAAGUAUGGCAAUGGUGGUAAUAAGAAGACAUUGAGAGAUUGGGGAUUUUUAACUGCAGAUGUUUGCUAUAAUUGUUAUCAUUAUUAAUAAACAGAGUUUGUAGAGAAGAAAUCCGUCUCAUAAGAUUUAUACAAGAUGUAAAUUGAAAAAAAUAAUAAUAAAGACAAAACAUGACUUAUUACCUACUCAUUAAUAAUUUGUUAAAAUUAUUUGUUACAGCUUGUUUUCGGCAUUCAAUCGCUUUAAAGGUACAUUUUUGUAAGCACAAAUUAUAUGUUUAUACACAAUUUUAUCAUAUUUUUAAUAAUAUGUAAUAUUGAAUACUCAAUAAACGGCAAUUUGCUGCUAAAAUACGCUGUUUUACUAUCCUUAAAAACGUACAUUUUGGUAAUACGGUUAUCGA